UCAUGUAAUUCAACUGAAUUAUAAACAUACUGAAUGUCAUAACAGCUGUCAUAAUAAUAAUGUUAUUUAGAUGACAGUGAUAUUUGAGCUUCAUCGAUAACUUCUUAAAGACGUGAGCUUCAUGUGUGUGUGUGUGUUAUGACCUCUUCUCGCUCUGUGACCUUUGACCUGCGAGCAGCCCAAAGCUAACGGGGUGAAAACAAAGCUGUGCUCCUUAAACUCAACGAGGCGUUCCAAUGUGGGCCCUCCAGAUGAACCGAGCGCAGAAGAGAUUAAAUGAGUUACCAUGACAACACACACGCCCAUAAACAGAACCUCUUCACACAAGAACUCCUGAGGAACCUGUGAUGCUCCCCGUGAGGUGGACUGGUCCAUCCUGAUCCCCGUGAGGUGGACUGGUCCAUCCUGAUCCCCCAGAGGGGAGGGAAGUCACACUUCAUCUCAUGACUCACCACAUUCCUUCUUUCUUAUGGCCCUCAUUACAAGCUGGCCACGCCCACUUUGAUCACAGCACCGUGUCAGCUGUGCAGUGUUUACCUCCUAGUUGAGUUAAGAGGGAGGAGCUUAGAAGGGGGCGGGGCCAGCUGUCAACAGAAGAAGAAGAACCCUGGCGAGCCCCAGAGGAAGAGGAGCUGCCGGUCUGGUGGAGUCCAUUCGGCCUGGAGGAGCCAGCAGCAUGGGGGGCAGCGCGAGUCACGAGACCAGCACGAGGUCCCACAGCGCCACCUCCGACUUGGAGGGUCAGUUCGCCACGCCUGAAGCUGCCACACCUGUCCACGACCCCCCGACCUCACCUGGAGAGCUGGAGGACAACAACAACACAGAUGUGGACCAGGAGGAGCGGUUGAUAGUGACCGCUCCGGUCUGGGCUCAGGACCGUCUCCUCAGACACAACAUGGGUCAGGAUGAGCCUGCAGUGCUUCUGGAGGUCCACAUCCAGACCCUGGAAGCAGAACAAACACAGAACCUUCCAGAGGCCCGGGGCUCUGGGCCGGUCCUCCUUCCACCCUCACUGAAGGAAAGAGCUGAAGUGGCCAAAUGCACAGCGCCAUCCACAGAGCCGACCCAGGUCCCAGACCCCGUCCUGGUUGUAGAUCCUGUCCCAGAUGUGGCUCCAGCUCCAGCUCCACCUCAAGAACCAGACCCAGUCCGAACCAGGAAACCUGCAGUCAGUAAUGCUCCAGGUCCAGGUCCUGCUCCAGCUCAAGAGCCAGACUCAGUCCUUGCCAGGAAACCUGCAUUCAGUCCUGCUCCUGCUCCUGCUCCAGAUCCAGGUACAGGUCCAGGUCCAACUCUAGCUCAAGAGCCAGACUCAGUCCUUGGCAGUGAACCUGCAUUCAGUCCUGCUCCUGCUCCUGCUCCAGAUCCAGGUCCAGGUCCAGAUUCAGUCAUUAGUGGUGAACCUGCAGUCAGUCCUGCUCCUGCUCCUGCUCCAGAUCCAGGUCCAGGUCCAACUCUAGCUCAAAAACCAGACUCAGUCCUUAGCGGUGAACCUGCAUUCAGUCCUGCUCCUGCUCCUGCUCCAGAUCCAGGUCCAGUUCCAACUCUAGCUCAAGAGCCAGACUCAGUCCUUGGCAGUGAACCUGCAGCCAGUCCUGCUCCUGCUCCAGGUCCAGGUCCAACUCUAGCUCAAAAACCAGACUCAGUCCUUAGCGGUGAACCUGCAGUUAGUCCUGCUCCUGCUCCAGGUCCAGGUCCUGCUCAAACUCAAGAACCAGACUCAGUCCUCAGCGGUGACCAUGCAGUCAGUCUAGCUCUAGAGCCUCCUGAGCAGAAACCUCUUGCUGAACCAGGACCACUGUGCAACGGCCUGGACCAGACCGAGCCUGCUCAGAAGACUAAAACCAGCAAGCCCAGGCCUCCCCCCCUGAAGGUGAAGGCCCCGCUGAACCAGCUCGCCCAAACAGAUGAGGAAGAAGAACUUCCUGUUCCCACGGCAAUAUACAAAUUUGACCCGGACCAGCUGGACGACAGCUUUAACCCCUUCAACUGCGGCGGAUCCAAAAUCCAGAACUCACCCCCUCCGUUCGGUUCAGGCUCCCUCCCCAGACCGGAGACGCUCGGCGGGUCUUCGCCUGUGUGCAAGGCCAGCUUCGCAGAUCCAGAUCCAGAUCCAGCAGAGGCCAAGUCUGUGAUGCUUGAGUUCGGUCUGGAUGGGGGAGCGGUCAGCAAGCCCCCCCCAAGGAAGUUGGGCGGUAGGAAAUCCACCAGCAAACUCGCAGCUAAGAGGCAGAAGGCCAAAGGAUCUGAGGCGCCCUGCAAACCUGCAGCAGAGCCCACAGAACCAGAAUCAGUUCCUCCACCAGCAUCAGGACCAGUUCCUCCACCAGCGUCAGAACCAGUUCCUCCACCAGCAUCAGAACCAGUUCCUCCACCAGCAUCAGGACCAGUUCCUCCACCAGUGUCAGAACCAGUUCCUCCACCAGCAUCAGGACCAGUUCCUCCACCAGCGUCAGAACUAGUUCCUCCACCAGCAUCAGGACCAGUUCCUCCACCAGCGUCAGAACCAGUUCCUCCACCAGCGUCAGAACCAGUUCCUCCACCAGCGUCAGGACCAGUUCCGGAUCCUCUUCCAGACUCUUCUGCACCCCUGAGCCUCGAUGAUAUUCCUAUUCCCAAGUCGGGAGCGUAUAACUUUGAUCCCAGUCAGUGGGACGACCCGGAUUUCAACCCGUUUGGCAGCAACAGUACGAUGAGCGGCUCUCCGGUUCCCCCAAGGAUCUCCCACAACACUUCAGAAGACCCUGCGGACGCUUUCAAACCCUUAAAGUCCACGAGCGCCGAGGACUCGUCCGCCGCCGCCCCCCAGCCGCCGGAGAAGGUGAAAGACGGAGGCAGACGGAAAGUAGUGCGCCCGGCGGGGGGGAAGAAGGUGAGGCCGAUCCCCAAGAAGAGCCAAGAGGAGACCAUCAAGAGCCAAGAGGAGACCACCAAUAUCCAAGAGGAGACCAUCAAGAGCCAAAAGGAGACCACCAAGAGCCAAGAGGAGACCACCAAUAUCCAAGAGGAGACCAUCAAGAGCCAAAAGGAGACCAUCAAGAGCCAAAAAGAGACCACCAAGAGCCAAGAGGAGACCACCAAUAUCCAAAAGGAGACCAACAAGAGCCAAGAGGAGACCAUCAAGAGCCAAGAGGAGACCACCAAGAGCCAAGAGGAGACCACCAAGAGCCAAAAGGAGACCAUCAAGAGCCAAAAGGAGACCACCAAGAGCCAAGAGGAGGCCAUCACGAUGUCUCAACAGAUCCAGUCUCUCUGUUUCCUGUUGAACUCCUGUAAAGUUCAGAAACAUGAGGAGAGCCAGUCCUUGAUGCUCGAUGUGUGCAGUCAGGAGGAGGAGGAGGUGGCCCACACCCCAGAGAUCACGCAGCGGGUUCAUCACGCCACCGAUGAGGAGAAGCUCGCCUCCACCGGCAUGAAGGUCCAGGAGGAGAGAGGAGAGCCCGACUGCCUGAAGGCCCCGACAGAGAAACACCCGAUCCAUGAGGACUACGUCAUGGACGGUCCGGGCAGCACAGGUACAGCUCACCUGGAGGAGGAGGAGGACACCUGCAGCCUGAAAGACCAGCUGAGUGAGAUGUCCCUGAACCUCACGUCAAAGAUGGCCAGCGGGGACGUCCAGGACGCGGCGGCGAGGGGACGCCUGAGCGAGAUGGACAAGGCCGGCGUGCUCAGCCUGAUCCGGGGGGAGAUCGUCACGAAGGAGAUGGAGGUCAACGAGUGGAAGAGGAAGUACGAGGAGAGCCGGACCGAGGUUCUGGAGAUGAGGAAAAUAGUGACAGAGUACGAGACAACAGUGGCACAGAUGAUCGAGGACGAGCAGCAGCAGAAGUCGUUGUCCGGCAGUCAGUCCGUCCGUCAGCUGACCUCCGAGCGGGACGCGGCCAUCGCCGACCUCAACUCGGUGGAGCGCUCCUUCGCCGACCUCUUCAGGAGGUACGAGAACAUGAAGGGCGUCCUGGAGGGCUUCAAGAAGAACGAGGAGGUGCUGAAGAAGUGCGCCCAGGACUACCUGCUGCGCAUCAAGCAGGAGGAGCAGCGGUACCAGACCCUCAAGAUGCACGCCGAGGAGAAGCUGGAGCGGGCGAACGAGGACAUCGCCCAGGUGCGUUCCAAGGCCGACUCGGAGAGCGUCGGCCUGAACGCCGGCCUGAGGAAGGAGCAGAUGAAGGCGGAGUCGCUGGAGAGAGCCGUCAGUCAAAAGAAUCAAGAGAUCGAGGAGCUCACGAAGAUCUGUGAUGAACUGAUCGCCAAACUGGGGACAGAAUAGGAGCCUUUAGUGAAUGUAAACACUGCACAUGGUCAACCUCUCCCUCUCUCCCUCUCUCUCUCUCUCCCUCUCUCUCUCUUUCUCUCAUUGCUCUUUUCAUACUGAGAUAUUAAACCAGAACAAUCACGUUUCAUAUUGUGACUCAUGAGUUAUGAUGAGGUGAAACAUAUUAUGAAAGAGAUUUAUUGAGAUUUGUCUCAGAAUUUAUCAGCAAUAUGGUGGAAAACGAAUUAAAGCACAGACAUAUUUUAUUAAAUUAAACACACAUCUUUAAUUCAUUAAAGUACAGACAUAUUUUAUUACAUUAGAGCACAGACAUCUUUAAUUCAUUAAACUACAGACAUAUUUUAUUACAUUAAAACACAGACAUAUUUUAGCACAUCUUAAAUCUCAAAUAUGUAAAAUAAGAAGAGCAUGUUGCAUAAAACAUUUUAAUUUGAUGAUAUUUUGGCGGUGAUGAAACUUUGCUCCUAUUAUUCUGUAAUAUUAAAUAACUUGUUUUGCUCUGAAAGUUAGAAACAAUCUUCUUGUUGCCGUGUAGAUAUUUUAUUCAUAUUUUGUGUAAGCCCAAAUGUUUCCGUGCCUUUAUGUCUAUUUUGUAAAAGAGGUUUUCUCGGUUCUCCGUGCUGUUGUCUCCAAACGUUGUGGCCAAAGUUCUCCGUAUACAAAUAAAUAAAUAAAUAUAUAUAUAUAAAUAUUUUAUGAUCCAAAACAACCGGAACAACAAUGAGUGUUAAGGGCAGAUUGUGGAAGUCAAACACAUUGUUACAGCACAGUAUGUUUUGUACUUGAUUGUUCUGAAUAUUUGUACAAUUGAAGGACUAUAGUAUACUCAGAUUGUAUGUUAACGGAUAUAUUUUGUGCAUUCCUGAAUAAAUGGUUCAAUGUAAUUCA
Molecule: messenger RNA, 5161 nt
Organism: Pseudoliparis swirei
Lineage: Eukaryota; Metazoa; Chordata; Actinopteri; Perciformes; Liparidae
Product: transforming acidic coiled-coil-containing protein 2-like
Exons: 14
Coding region: 677-4267 (1196 amino acids)
Biological process (GO): cell population proliferation; cerebral cortex development; mitotic spindle organization
Cellular component (GO): cytoplasm
Source: RefSeq, a predicted model, not a curated record